AUGUCGACUGCAGGCACCCAGAUCCCCCAAGACGCGGACACCGCAUCCCAGACAACUCUCAUCCCACACAACCAGCAGCCGCUUGUGAUCCGCUCCUACCCCUCUCAAUCCCAGCUCGAAAAGUCCAUCCAACAUGCUGCUGCCGCCCAGGAGAAGUGGGCGCGCCUCCCUCUUAGCCAGAGGAUCGCGAUCGGCCGCGGAUUCAUGGAGGAGUUUGGCAGCAUGCGCGACGAGAUCCCGCUCGAACUCACGCUACAGAUGGGCCGGCCCGUUUCACAAAUCCCAGGAGAGGUCCGCGGGAUGCUCGACCGCGCCGACUACAUGCUCAAUAUCGCAGAGUCCUCCCUCGCGGACGUAUCGCUCACCAACACGGACAAGCCCGGUUUCCGUCGCUACAUCAAACGCGUCCCGCUCGGCGUCGUCCUCGUCGUCGCGCCCUGGAACUACCCCUUCCUCGUCAUGAUCAACUCCGUCCUCCCUGCGCUCAUCGCGGGCAACUCGGUCAUCAUCAAGCCGUCCCCGCAGACACCCCUCGCCGCUGAACGUUUCGCGAGCGCGUUCCACAAGGCGGGCGUGCCCCGGGACGUGCUGCAGGUCAUCCAUCUCAGCCCAGAGCUUACGUCUGCGGCGGUGAAACACCCACUCGUCGACUUUGUAUCGUUCACGGGAAGCGUCGCAGGUGGCCGUGCGGUAGACAUCGCCGCCGCGGAGGCGUCCGGUUUCAAGGGUGUUGGCCUGGAGCUCGGAGGCAAGGACCCUGCAUACGUCAGGGCGGAUGCGAACCUCGACUACACUGUGGGCGAGCUUGUAGAUGGUGCGAUGUUCAACUCUGGCCAGAGUUGCUGUGCGGUCGAGCGUAUCUACGUACACGAGUCGAUCUUCGACGAUUUCGUCGCCAGGUUUGCCGAGAUUACCAAGAAAUACAAGCUUGGAGAUCCCACAGAGCCGGAGACGAACCUCGGCCCGGUCGUCAGCGUCGCCAGCGCAGAGCGUAUCCGCAAGCAGGUCUCAUCGGCGAUUGAGGCGGGCGCGAAAGCACUGAUCCCCGAAGACCUUUUCACCGUCGCAAAAGCCGGAACUGCCUACGUCGCGCCUCAAGUGCUCGUCGACGUGAACCACACCAUGGACGUCAUGAUGGAAGAGACCUUCGGCCCUGUCGUCGGCAUCCAGAAAGUUAACUCGGACGAUGAGGCGCUCGCGCUCAUGAACGACUCGCCCUACGGUCUCACCGCCUCGGUGUGGACAGACGCCGACGCGAACGCCGACUCGCAAGAGGCUUUCCUGCGCCUCGCGGACGAGCUGCAGGCGGGCACCGUGUUUCUGAACCGCUGCGACUUCCUCGACCCUGCGCUUGCGUGGACGGGCGUCAAGAACAGCGGGCGGGGGAUCAGUCUGAGCAAGUUCGGGUAUGACCAGCUGACACGGGCGAAAUCGGUGCACAUGAAGAUCAAGAUUUAAGAAGUUGCAGCGGCAGAGAUGGAAAGCAGGUAAAGCAGUUGUAUUGCUAGACGGCCGGGGAAGUGCCACACUGUAGACUGUGAACAUGUAACCACGAACAAAUCAUUAGCAGCCCGUGUGCGUCUUAUCUAGAGGAAG
Messenger RNA from Trametes versicolor FP-101664 SS1, 1596 nucleotides. RefSeq names its product NAD-aldehyde dehydrogenase. The record is from RefSeq and is a predicted model, not a curated record. The transcript is spliced from 14 exons. NCBI's taxonomy places the organism in Eukaryota, Fungi, Basidiomycota, Agaricomycetes, Polyporales, Polyporaceae. Bases 1 to 1458 code for a protein of 485 amino acids. Gene Ontology annotation, molecular function: aldehyde dehydrogenase (NAD+) activity.